Molecule: messenger RNA, 466 nt
Organism: Triplophysa rosa
Lineage: Eukaryota; Metazoa; Chordata; Actinopteri; Cypriniformes; Nemacheilidae
Gene: rplp2b
Product: ribosomal protein, large P2, like
Exons: 5
Coding region: 80-424 (114 amino acids)
Biological process (GO): cytoplasmic translational elongation
Cellular component (GO): ribosome; cytosolic large ribosomal subunit
Molecular function (GO): structural constituent of ribosome
Source: RefSeq, a predicted model, not a curated record
GCUUCUCGCCGCGUUUCCGCUUCCUUUCUGCCCGCACGAGCCCGCUAUCGAACACGCGAGACUCUACCUCUCUGCAAAGAUGCGUUACGUAGCCGCGUACCUGCUCGCUGCCCUCGGAGGCAAAGAGAGCCCCAGCACAGGUGACAUCAAGAAGAUUCUGGACAGCGUCGGCAUCGAGUCCGAUGACACUCGCAUGGGGAAGGUUGUCUCGGAGCUCAGUGGCAAAAAUGUGGAGGAAGUGAUUGCCCAAGGCUUCAGUAAACUGGCCAGUGUGCCAUCAGGUGGCGCUGUUGCAGUAUCCACCUCCGCUGCACCAGCUGCUGGAGGAUCUGCUCCCGCCCCUGCAGCAGAGGAGAAGAAAGAAGAGAAGAAAGAGGAGUCUGAGGAAUCCGAAGAUGACAUGGGAUUCGGACUCUUUGACUAAUCUGUCUCCUCGGGACCAAAAUAAAGUUUAUAACAAAACAAA